Cutaneotrichosporon cavernicola is the source of this 1938-nucleotide messenger RNA. RefSeq lists its product as uncharacterized. The record is from RefSeq and is a predicted model, not a curated record. NCBI's taxonomy places the organism in Eukaryota, Fungi, Basidiomycota, Tremellomycetes, Trichosporonales, Trichosporonaceae. Gene Ontology annotation, biological process: regulation of DNA-templated transcription; DNA-templated transcription. The transcript is spliced from 4 exons. Bases 1 to 1938 code for a protein of 645 amino acids. Gene Ontology annotation, molecular function: zinc ion binding; DNA-binding transcription factor activity, RNA polymerase II-specific; DNA binding.
AUGGAACCCUCGAGUAUGAAGCGCAUCGAACGUGGCAAGAAGGCGUGUAUGCCGUGCCGAUCGAGAAAGUGCAAGUGUGGCGGCACACCGCCAGCCCCGUGUCCGAACUGCUUGGCCGACGGCAUCGACUGCGCGUGGCCCACCGAGGAUGGGCGGAGCAGCGCGGCGCGGAAAGAGCGUGCGCGCGCCCGGCGACUGGCGAGUAUGGCUGUUCGGGGUCUGGGCCGGCCACCGAGCAAAGCAGAGCGGGAUGCGGAGGGUGAGGCGGGCACAAGCACGAGUACGAGCGUCCUCGGAGCAGAGACGCCGGCGUGGAUGGCUGGUUUCGCCGACGGCUUCGACAUGCCCUUCGACCCCACGCAGUUCAUCCUCGCCAUGUCCUCCCAACUCCCGACGGUGGAAUGUGACGUCUCGCCUUCCGCCCCCCUCUCCCCAUCUGAUGGCAAGGUGGUGAGGAUUACAUGGUGGCGCCCACAUGGCCCGACGGCCAUCGCGCCUGGCCUGAAGCGCCUCUCGCUCAAGGUGCGCGUGGCACCGUCGUCACCAGCCCACCUCCCUUCUCCGAUGGGCAUGGGCGAUAUCGGGGUGGACGGCAUGCCGUCCCCGCCACUGAUGGCGCACCUGCUGCAGGUGUUCAACGAGCACUUUGGGUGCCAGUUCCCGGCUCUCAAGCAGGGGCCGGAAGGGAACGUGUUCCUCAGCAACGCCAUCGCCGCGACGGCUGCGCGGUUCACCGACCAUCCUGCGAUCGCGCGGGAGGGGCUGAAGCGGAGCGAGUACGGCAACGUAUUUUAUGCGAGGGCACGAGCGAUGCUGGGGGACAUGCUGGCUGUGCCGAGUCGUGAGACUGUGCUGGCGCUCGUGUUGAUGGCACAUGUCGGCUUUGGGAAUGACUCGGAGAGUGAAGAGUGGAUGUUCACGGGUAUGGCAGUGCGUAUGGCCAUCGACCUCGGGCAGCAUCUUGAACCACCACACGACCCAGAGAGGGAGGAGGAGGAGCGGCUGGAUCGGCUCACAUUCUGGUCUGUUCUCCUGCUCGACUAUGCGUUAUGUUUUGGCACCGGACGAACGACAACGUUCAGACCUGACGAGGUGACGCGUCGUCUCCCGUCGCUGGAAGAUACGGGCGGCGGGCCGUUCCCCCAUGCCGCACGGAUGAUGCGCGCUUACGGAGGGCUUAUCAACCUGCUGAAUGCGCCACCACACCUCCGACCCGACGAAUCUGAAGUGGCUGCAGCGCGUGCGGCGGCUGUGGCCGAAUACAACAAUCUUCCACCGGACAUGGCGUGGAGUGCGACCAACCUACAAUUGCACACCCUUGCGCACACCGCGUCAGCGUUCCUCCACAUCCACCUGUGGAUGCACACGGUACUCGCCAGCGCGUAUCUCGCGCCAUCAGCCGCGCCCUCGCGCUCAGGGCAUGCGACGCCUGUCAGCGCGCUGUGGAGGAAUAGUGCUCGCACAAUUGGUGACGCGCUCGUCCUCUCAGACGUCAUCGGUCCGAGCUAUCUCGCCCUGCCGUUCGUCAACCAGGCGUUCUAUGUCGCGGGAUGCUGCUACAUCAAAGAAAUUGAGACGGCGCCCCAGGUGGUUGGGGAAGAGGGUCAGGCCGAACUGUUCCGCUCCAUGCUCGCCUCGGUCGCCUCGACGUCCAUCACCACUCUGCGAGCCGGCCUAGCCCGGCAGGCCGAGUACUGGGCAGGCGUGGGGUGGGUGGGGGGUGCCCUUGCGCAGCGCCUCGAGGGGAUACGAGCGGACCAGGUGGAUCUCGAGCGCGUCAACGAGGAACUCGAGACGUACGUCAGUGUCCCUGAGGGUGUCGUGCGCAAGCCUCCCGCUGCUGUAGGCGAGCCGAUGGGCGGAGGUGUGGGCGAAGUGGCAUUUGGUGAGCUCGACCUGCUCCUUCCAUUUGACAUGGGCUUGCCUCAACCCAUGUAA